Molecule: messenger RNA, 3562 nt
Organism: Spirodela intermedia
Lineage: Eukaryota; Viridiplantae; Streptophyta; Magnoliopsida; Alismatales; Araceae
Source: the annotation of a GenBank genome assembly
AUGCAUAAGCUUCUCCUUGAGUCUAAAUUUGCGUCCUUCAUGAGGACUGUAUAGUUUGUAUUCAAGAAUAUGAGCUAUUGUCGGUCUUCCAUCAUAUCAAACUUUGUCAUAAGAUCAUGCUAAAAUAUGACUGGGUACAAAGAAGAGCUUAAUUGAUAUAUCUAUUGAGGUCCCACAUAAUGGUUAACCGGUAGGGAGGAAAAUUUUCUAAAAUAUAACAUCUUAACAAUACCUUGGAUUUGUAAUCUCCAAAGGUCUGAUGUACUGUUUCUACAGAUGAAUUGACUCAUAGCUAUUCAUUUUUAAAUCUUUUGUGGGUAUCUCCAAACCGGAUUGGUUCUAAAUAGGUUUUUCUUUAGACAUGAUGCAGCCGAAAUAUCCCCUUCUCGGUUAUCUUGAUUAAUGCCAUUAAAACCCGUAUCUGAAUUAUACGGACAGAUCCAAUUAGUAUUUUAAUUUUUUUUCUUUGAACUCUCAGUUUUGGUUGGGGAGUGGGAAAUCAUUUUACUGCCUAUUCUACACAUGAAAAAGGGAUGUGUUUCUUUCCCCCGCUGUGUUUAAAUGCCUCCCCGUAUACCUGAUUCUCGAGAAACUAACAAAAUAGCCUUUCAUGUAUAUAUUUACUUAAAAAAAUUGAAUAUCUUCUCUUAUGUUUCUUGGACCAGUUCUGAUCCCCUUUCCAAAUUGAAGUAUUUAAGCUGGAUAAAUCAUAUUCCUUUUUUGUAAUUUGACAUCCUGGGUUACAUUGUUCUGUUUAAUUUCAGCCAGGAGAUGGUGGUUCAACACAUGUGGAAAACGACCCUCAAAUUUUCACAUCCAUCCCAUCUUUCAUUGAAGCCGCUUCAUAUAUUUCUUAUCUUACCAGCUGCUUCACUGGUUCUGAUGGUAAUUUUAAUUUUUAUGGAUGGCCAUCGAUUUUGCCUCACUAUUUUUGCGUUUCCCAAGCAAAUGGCUUUGAUUGUGGAUUCAAAUUUUUGUGUUCGCUUCCACGUGGCAUAUCAUUUUUGGUUUACCUGAUUAAGUCGCGUCUCGCCUUAUCAGAAGAACAAUUAUCCAGAGGGGUUAGCUUCAGGGAGCUAGAAUUGGUCACUAUAUCCUCAGGCCAGUCUGGAGGGCUUUCUUUUGAUCCCUGCACUGAUUCAUCUCCACCCCAGAGUGAUGGGGCAAGCUCCUCGGGGAGCUCACACCAAGAUGCAGCUCAAUGUAUUAGCUCAAGCUCAGAUCAAAAUGGGACUUCCCUAUUCCAGAGGUAAUGACUUUAUAAAGUAUAAAGAAGUAUGCAUUUUAGCAUGUCCUAGAAAAAUGUACUACACGAUGCAGCUUGGGAACAGUCUCAGGAAAGUUAAAAGGGAAGGAUGAAUCGAUAUAGCCCAUGAUACUUGUUAGUGAUUUGACUUUUGCGUGAUUUCUCUUCCUUGCUCCUUAGAAUAAUAGAUUGUAUUUCGUUUAUUUUUAUUAAUAUUAGUUUAUGAAAUCUUCUCCUUGAGACCGUAAGUUUCUAAUUUUUCAUUGCAUUCCACUGCUGUACCGCGACAAAUAUCUUCAGAAUAUUUUUUCUUAUUUAUUUUAGAAUGAGUAGCCAGCCGCCUAUUCAACCAAAUUUCUGCAGCAUCAAAUUACCUUGAUUUUUUAAAAAUAAAAAAACAUUGUGUGGAAAAAAUGGGACUCAUCGCCUAUUAAUUUAUACAGCCUUGUAACUCGAGUCCGUAAAACCGUACGAGGCUCUGCUGAUGAUAUUGGAUGGCUUGAGCGUGCCACGGACAUGCCUCCUGUGGAGGAUGGAACCGAGAGAUUCAUGGAAUUGCUAGGCAGGAUAAGGUAUGCUCAGGACGGAUCAUCAUUCUUCCUAAGUCGAAUUCUCUUCAAAUUUCAAACUAUACAUGCAUAUUUAAUUCUUGGAUGAUUAUAAUCUCUCAGGAAAAAUGAGCACAAACUUCCGAAUUCUGUGGUGUACUUAUUGGUUCCAGGUGAUUUUUCUUCCGUCACUGGGUCACUGGGUCACUGGGUUAGAAGUAUGUUAUUUCAUCAACAACAGUAACUCAUAUUCUUGACCCAAUCUUCUUCUUAGACAGGUCUUUUUAGCAACCAUGGUCGCAUGUAUUUUGUCAACAUUAAAACAGUUUUCUCGAAGAUGGGUCUUGCCUGCCACAUCGCAAAGAUUCACAGCGAGGUAGAUAAUGUUUUCGGUUCUCCUCAGAUAUUUCCUUUUUUUCAGUUUUCUUUUCUCGACCAAUAUAAUGCCAGCACUGGGCUUCCAGGCAUCAGUGGAGAAGAAUGCGAGGGAGAUAAAAGACUACAUCGAGGAGAUUUAUUGGGGCGCGAAGAAGCGCGUCCUGCUGUUUGGGCACAGCAAAGGGGGAGUGGAUUCGGCUGCCGCAUUGUCGUUGUAUUGGUCGGAUCUGAGAGACAAGGUCGCAGGGCUGGUCAUCGCCCAGAGCCCUUAUGGGGGCAGCCCGAUUGCGUCGGAUAUCUUGAGAGAAGGGCAGCUCGGAGAUUACGUCAAUUUGAGGAAAAUCAUGGAGUUCUUGAUAUGCAAGAUAUUGAAGGUGCUGGAUUUCUUUUCUUUUCUCCAAUUUAUUUUUUCUUUUUUCUGUGGAUUCAGUAAAUUCUUUUCGUAGGCUUCUCGGCACCAAGUUUCGUCACACUGUGCCCAUUAAUCACGACGAGAAGUUCUCCUCUUUUCUCCCUGUGAAAAAUCUCCCCCCCCCCCCAUUUUUUUAUUAUUUUCUCUCUCUAGUGAAUCACCUGCGUUAGAGAGAAGUCAAGCAGUCUUAUUCGCUUCAUUCAUCGAAGUUUUCCACAGUAUAAUAUUAAACUCUAAUGGUUCACUUCCAUUCCAUUCCAUUCCAGUAUGAGGAGAAAAAAUUGGCAAAGUCGCCUUGAGGCCCACUUUCUGAUCUGAUUCCACUCUCCAAAGACUAUCAUGGUCAUUAUCAUUAUCUUCAUCAUUAGCAUCAUCAAUAUCAUCAUCAAUAUCAUCAUCAUAAUGGAGAGGAGGUUUUUUUUGGGGGGGGGGUGGGAACAUCAUUAUUUAUUUACUGAAUGCCAUGCCAUGCCAUGCCAUGUGUCGCAGGGGGAUUUGCAGGCUCUGGAGGAUCUGACGUACGAGAGGAGGAGGGAGCUCUUAGGGAGGCACCCGCUUCCCCAGGAGCUCCCCAUCGUCUCCUUCCACACCGAGGCUAGCAUUGCCCCCGGGGUCCUCGCCUCCUUCUCCCACGUAGCCCACGCGGAGCUGCCGGCGAUCUCCCCUCUCGCCGCCGGCCAGCCCUCCAAGCUCCCCGUGGUGGUGCCCCUCGCGGCGGCGCUGGCGGCCUGCGCGCAGCUGCUGCAGGUGAGGUACGGGGAGAAGAGCGACGGGCUGGUCACGCGGCGCGACGCGGAGGUGCCGGGCUCGGUGGUGGUCCGGCCGGAGAGGAAGCUGGACCACGGCUGGAUGGUCUACUCCUCCCUCAGCGACGACGACGGCGAAGGGGACGCCUCCCAGGUCUGCGAGGCUCUCCUCACCCUGCUGGUGGAGGUCGCCCAGCGGCGCCGCCGCGAGAUCUCCUCCAAGCAAGAAUGA